AGCCCAUACUCAGGGCUGUAAUGUCCUCUAAACCUACACUCAGGAAGUGCUGUUGAGACUCGAGAAAGUUAGAGCAAAUGUUGCGCAUAUUUUCUUUUACUGUACACCUCUGUGUCCUUUCUUUCUGGAUACCUAAAAACUUCCAGCACUGUUAGAGCUGGCAGGAGAAACCUCCGUAUCUCACAGAUCCAGCAUCCACUCCAGCACCGCAGCCAGCUGCUGCUGUCCCUGCAAUGCCUCUGUUCCGGGCCUCAGGUGAACGCGGUGGGGCGAAAGCUCCGGCCGGCCGGAGGAGGGUGAGGAAAAUGAAGUGGAAGGGGAGCUGCGGGAGGACAGAUGAAGACGGCUCAAUCCCCUCGCUGAUGCGGCUGUGUCUGCUCAGCCUCGCUGACAACAUGAAGGAAGUGUGGGUGAAAGACUAUGCUGACAACUACCUGGAUCAAUAUUCAUUCAGGCACAUUAUGGGGCCUUUCAACUUCCUGCCCGGCGAGCUGGUCGAGGAGCUAACGUGGUUGCUGUGCACCAGAAACCAGUUGACACGGGCGGCCCUCCACCUCCUGCUGGUCCCCCAGCUCCAUGGCCUGUCUCUGGAAAGGUGUCCUGGACUGGUCACCUCUGCCCUGUGCGCCCACAUUGCUGCACGUUGCCAGGGUCUGUGGAGUCUGGAUCUAUCUGGGGCCCAGCAGCUGCCUUCAAAAGUCCUGUCUGAAACUCUCUGCUGUCUACCUGCCCUCCGCUCACUCUCCCUGGCCGGCACGCCUUGCGACAGACGUGUGAUCAAAACGAUCGCCCACCACUGCCGUUGGCUGCGCCACCUAGAUGUAUCCCGCUGUCACUUCCUUUCUCCUGCUGCUCUUCUUUCUCUUGGAGGUGGGGCUCUCUGCUCAUCCUCUACUAGUUCUCCUAACUCAUCCGUUCGCUCAUCUCAAUCUCCUGUUUCCUCUUUCUCCUCUGACCCCUCCUCCUCCUGCUUUUCUGCACCCCUGUCUCCUCUCCCCCUCAGCAGUCUGCUGGCUCUGGAUACUGGGUUUGGGGAACAAGAGGGAGACCCUGUGGCAGCAGCGGCCUACCUGCUCCUCGCCCUGUCUGGCCUGGAAAGAGUGGCCAUGGAAGGCCUGGGGCAGGCCUGCUGUCUUAUUGAGCGAAGAGAGUUUAGCCAGAUGGAUGCGUUCACUGACAGAGAGGGAGUUCCAAGGCUGGAGGAAGUGUGGAGGGAGAGGAGGCACAGGCAGGGCCUGGAGAGGAGGAGAGAAGGAGCAGCAGCGAUAGAUGAGGAACAUGAGGAUGGGGAGGAGGAGGAGGAGGAGGAGGAAGGGAUAAUGUGGGAGGGGUAUGGCGGUGCAAGUGAGGAAGAUGCAAGUAGAGAUGAAGGGCCAAGUUGCUCUCUGAACCAAGCAGAGGAGAAAAAGAGAGGGAGAGCUCUGUCACAGUCAGACGAUGAACGCCUGAUCCUGCGCUUGAAGGACGCCAAGGGCUUAAGUUGUGACUUUCUGGACACCGUAGGCCGUUUAUGUCCAAACAUCUCCUCCAUAUCUGUGACCGCCAAUGAUAAUGAAGAUACCAGCGGAAGAAGCCAGGGGUCUCUGUUAGCUGCCGGCCUCCAGACCUGGUCGGGCCAGCUGCAGAACCUUUCAGUACACUUCCCAGGUCCUCUGGUGGAUCUCCUUCCUGCCUUGCAAGUUGCAGGCUCCUCACUGGUCUCUCUCACCCUGGAGGGGGUGAAAACCAGCCCCCACUCCCCUCUACUAGAGAUCAUUAAGUCCUGCCCCAGACUGAGAGACCUGGUCAUCUCUGCUGAACCUCCUGACAUGCCAGAUGGAGAAGACGAGGUGGAUAUGUUGGAUUAUCGGGAUCUUCCACAGCUGCCUAACCUCUUCUCUCUCACACUCAAUUUCUCAUAUGUCAGCCUUUUCACUUACAAUGACAUCCAAAUGCCUGUGAGGUCCUGGAUGUCCCUGCAGAAGGUGCUCCAGUGUCUCCUGAUGGGUUCUCCUCUACUGGAGAAGGUCUCGCUGGUCUCCCUGCCAUGCCGUCUGGACCACGUUUUACAGCAUGUACUGCGCAGGGGGGAGUUGUACCUGUGUCGUCCUGCAGAUUCUGCAGAGGUGCCUCCCAUGCCACUUGGACGGGUUCAACACCUCGACCUGAUGCGGACAGAUGUGACGAUGAUGACGCUGAGAAAGAUGAUGCAACGGAGCAAGAGACUCAAGUUUGUAGAUGUGAGUUACUGCUGGGCAAUUAGUCAGUUUGAGUGGUUGGACUGCAAGACGGUCAGUGAUGUCAAAAUUGUCUGGUUGUAGUGACGAGACAGUCAGCUUCCAAGGAGCAGGAGCAAUACUGCUGAAGGUGGAUAAGCAAUGCUUGAAACUGUUCAAAUAAAAGAAACAAUGCACACUUUUUACAGUGUUCGUUGCAAUAGUUGUUAUAACUCUAUAUUUCAGACUAUUUUUGCACUGACAGAUUCCGGUGUGCCUUUAAUUCUUGUCUCAUAUCACAGUGUUUCCCCUAGAAUGACUGUCGUGGGAGGGGGGGGCGCAUAUACGCAGAGACGCACGUGAAAGAGGAAGUGGAUAGAGAGUCGCAAACAUAAAUUAUCUUUUAAUUUUUUUUUACAUUUUUUUCUUUGCUUUUCUUGGGAGGUCGGGGGGGGGGGGUCCCGUUGGCAGUAGGGGAAACACUGUAUCAAAACACCUUGGACUUAUUCUUGCAGUGGCUGGGAUGAAUUGCAAUAGUUUUGUAUCAUCGGCCAUUUACUGUCAUGUUUUUUUUUUCUAAGAAAAUGGUGCAAUGAACAGACAACUUAUAAGUUGCGUGUGAGAAACCACAUGGUAUGUAUUAUGUACUCUCAGUACACUAUCAAUAAAGAAGGGGGAAAUAUGUA
Molecule: messenger RNA, 2881 nt
Organism: Lates calcarifer (barramundi perch)
Lineage: Eukaryota; Metazoa; Chordata; Actinopteri; Centropomidae
Exons: 5
Coding region: 234-2300 (688 amino acids)
Source: RefSeq, a predicted model, not a curated record